This is a messenger RNA of Aureobasidium namibiae CBS 147.97, 2577 nucleotides long. RefSeq names its product putative beta-mannosidase. Lineage: Eukaryota; Fungi; Ascomycota; Dothideomycetes; Dothideales; Saccotheciaceae. The record is from RefSeq and is a predicted model, not a curated record. Gene Ontology annotation, molecular function: beta-mannosidase activity. The transcript has 5 exons. The coding region runs from base 1 to 2577 and encodes 858 amino acids. Gene Ontology annotation, biological process: carbohydrate metabolic process; glycoprotein catabolic process.
AUGACACGCACCACCGAGACCUCUAAAGCCUUGCGGGUGCAUGAGCUCAAAGAAUCAUGGGAGUUCAAGCAGACCGACUUGGACAAUUGGAUGCCAGUAAAGACUGUGCCCACCAAUGUACACCUCGACCUGAUUGCGAACAAUGUCAUUCCAGACCCUUUCCUCGGUUUCAACGAGCUCAAAUGUGAAUGGGUUGGGGACAAGAGUUGGACCUACAGAACAAGGCUCCCAGAAAUUGACUCUACGAGAGAGGGUCAGAUCCAUGAACUUGUUCUCGACGGCCUUGACACGUUCGCGACCGUCAAAGUCAAUGGCGAGGUCAUCCUGGAAAGCGACAAUAUGUUCAUUCCGUACAGGAUUGACAUCACGAAAAUCCUUAAAGACGGCAAAGAUAACACGCUGGAGAUUGACUUUCGUUCGGCAUUGGUGGAGGGUCGAAAGAUCAAGGACGCUCACCCUGAGCACAAAUGGGUUGGCUUCAAUGCAGACAUGGCCAGGCUUGCUACCAGAAAGGCUCAAUACCACUGGGGCUGGGACUGGGGCCCGGUACUGAUGACUUGUGGUCCAUGGCGAGCAGUCCGUUUGGAAACUUCAUAUGCUCGAAUCUCCGACAUGCGAGUGGAUUACGAUCUCAGCAAAUCACUCGAUGAUGUCGUUGUCCAUGUUUCGGUUUCCACCGAACGUUCUUCCGAAGCCGAUGUCAGGAUUUCUGUUCGUUCAGAAAGUGACCUGAUCUUCGAGAAGACGGUACCGGUUGACAGCAAAGGCAUCGCCAAGGCCGACUUCCACAUUUCUCAGCCCAAGCUAUGGUACCCUCAUGGUUAUGGCGAGCAAUCCAUGUAUACCUUUGAGGCUGUACUGGUCUUGAAACACAGCGAUAUACAGACGUGCAGCAAGCGGAUUGGCUUCCGCCGUGGCGAAUUGGUUCAAGAACCAGAUGAGAUCGGCAAGACCUUCUUCUUCAGAAUCAACGGCAUUGAUGUGUUCUGCGGCGGCUCUUGCUGGAUCCCGGCUGACAGCUUCACACCUCGAAUUACGAAAGCAAGAUACCAAUCGUGGCUGCAAACUAUGGUCGAUGGUUAUCAAGUCAUGAUAAGAAUUUGGGGUGGUGGUAUCUGGGAAGAGGAUGUCUUCUACGAUACCUGCGAUGAGCUCGGCAUUCUCGUUUGGCAAGACUUCAUGUUUGGUUGCGGCAACUAUCCCGCAGCUAUCAAAGAGUUCAGGGAAUCAGUCGAGACCGAGUGUAUUGCGCAAGUCAAGCGCAUCCGCCAUCAUCCGUCGAUCGUCAUCUAUGCUGGAAACAACGAAGAUUAUCAGGUGCAAGAGCAGUGUAGCCUCACAUACGACUAUGCCGAUAAGGAUCCAGAGAGCUGGCUCAAAACAGACUUCCCUGCCAGAUAUCUCUACGAAAAGAUGCUACCAGAGGUCGUUGCUUCCAAUUCACCUCAUGUACCUUAUCAUCCUGGAUCGCCCUGGGGCGACGGUCUCAUCUCCUCAAACCCAACCGUUGGCGAUAUGCAUCAGUGGAAUGUAUGGCACGGAACCCAGGAGAAGUACCAGAUCUACGACACUCUCGGUGGCAGAUUUAAUUCCGAGUUCGGGCUUGAGGCCCACGCACAUAUCGACACCAUAAAAUACUAUGUCACCGACCCAGCCGAGCUCUAUGUUCAAUCACAUAUGAUCGACUUUCACAACAAAGCGGAUGGUCACGAAAGAAGGAUCGCAACAUACUUGGUCGAGAACUUCCGCAUCACAGAUCCCAGCCUUGAGGCAUACAUUCACCUUACACAACUCAGCCAGUCAGAUGCUUUGAUGUACGGUUACCGUGGCUGGCGACAGCAGUGGGGACACGCAGUCAGCCCAUCCGCGUCGUCUCCUUAUGCGAAGACCAGACACUGCGGUGGUGCGCUUGUAUGGCAACUCAAUGAUUGUUGGCCUGUCACAUCAUGGUCCAUCAUCGACUACUUUCAGCGUAAGAAGCCGGCUUACUAUGCCAUGCGAAGAGUCCUGGCUCCUAUUGCUGUUGCCGUCAAGCGUGCACAUCAUGACUGGAGUGUUGUUCAUGCCAGACCAGCCAAGACAAGUUCUUAUGAGUGCUGGGUAUCGAGUAACAGCACAAAAGAAAUGACGGCAACUAAGGUGGAGCUUAGAUAUAUCUCCAUCGCUACCGGCAAGGAGAUCAAGCCAGCCUUGGUAAGGAGGAAAGUCAAGAUUACAGCGAACGGCACAACGAAUAUCUUCGACGGUGAGAUAAACAACGAGAAAGAAGAACCACACGUGCUUGCGGCAAGAAUCUGGAUAGAUGGAGAGGAUGGUGUUGCCUCGCGAGACAUCGAUUGGCCUCAACCGCUCAAGUACCUCAACAUGGAUGAAAGAGGAGUCAGGGUAGUCUUUGAUGAUGGCAAGAUUACAGUGACAUCAGACAAGCCCACGAAAGGUUUGGUGUUCGAGGAACGAGAAGGAGUUCUCGUGAACGAUAGCGCUAUUGACAUCGCGCCGGGAGACGAGCAGUUUAUCACAGUCAAGGGAUUGAAGCCUGGUGAUGCCCCUCUCAAGUGGCGUUACUAUGGACAAUAG